This is a messenger RNA of Lasiosphaeria miniovina, 1884 nucleotides long. Its product is annotated as flavocytochrome c. The transcript has 3 exons. Lineage: Eukaryota; Fungi; Ascomycota; Sordariomycetes; Sordariales; Lasiosphaeriaceae. Bases 1 to 1884 code for a protein of 627 amino acids. Gene Ontology annotation, molecular function: FMN binding; oxidoreductase activity. The record is from RefSeq and is a predicted model, not a curated record.
AUGGCUCCCCGAGUUAUCGUUGUUGGCGGCGGCUUGUCCGGACUGAGCGCUGCGCACACAAUCUACCUGGCCGGCGGCAACGUGGCCGUGCUAGACAAGCAGGGUUUCUUCGGCGGCAACUCAACAAAGGCUACGUCCGGCAUCAAUGGCGCCCUGACAAGGACGCAGGUCGACCAUGGCAUCCAGGACAGCGUCAAGCAGUUCUACGACGACACACUCAAGUCCGCCCGUGACAAGGCGAGGCCCGACCUCAUCAAGGUCCUGACUUACAAGUCGGCUGCUGCUGUCGAGUGGCUGCAGGAUGUCUUCAACCUCGACCUUACCCUCGUUUCGCGGUUAGGUGGACACUCCCAGCCCCGUACCCACCGUGGUCACGAUGCGAAGUUUCCCGGCAUGGCUAUCACCUACGCCCUGAUGCAGAGGCUCGAGGAGCUUGCCGAGACCGAGCCCGAGAGAGUCCAGAUCAUCAAGAAGGCCCGUGUCACCGGCCUCAACAAGGAGGGUAACCAAGUCACUGGCGUCACAUACGAGUUCAAUGGCGAGUCCAAUACACUCAAUGGCCCCGUGGUGCUGGCGACGGGUGGUUAUGCAGCCGAUUUCAGCGAGACCUCUCUGCUCAAGAAGCACCGGCCCGACACCUAUGGCCUCGCCACCACCAACGGCGCCCACGCCACCGGUGACGGGCAGAAGAUGGUCAUGGCAAUUGGCGGCAACGGCAUCGAUAUGGACAAGGUCCAGGUUCACCCUACAGGACUUGUAGAUCCCAAGGACCCCGGCUCCAAGUGGAAGUUCCUCGCGGCCGAGGCCCUCCGUGGUGAGGGCGGCCUUCUGUUGAACGCUGACGGCGACCGGUUCUGCGACGAGCUCGGCCACCGCGACUACGUAUCUGGCAUGAUGUGGAAGGAGAAGGAGAACGGCAAGUUCCCUAUCCGGUUGAUCCUCAACUCGAAGGCCUCCAACACACUCGACUUCCACACUCGCCAUUACUCCGGCCGCGGUCUCAUGAAGAAGAUUACCGGCAAGCAGCUCGCCAAGGAGAUUGGCUGCACGCCUGAGCACCUGCAAAAGACCUUCCAGACAUACAACGCCAUCGCCGAAGGCAAGCAGAAGGACCCCUGGGGCAAGAAGUUCUUCCACAACCUGCCUGUGGAUAUCAAUGACGACUUCCACGUGGCUGUGAUGGAGCCUGUGCUCCAUUUCACCAUGGGCGGUAUUGAGAUCAACGAUCAGGCCCAGGUUCUCAACAAGGACCAAAAGCCGUUUGACGGUCUCUACGCAUGUGGUGAGCUUGCCGGUGGUGUGCACGGUGCCAAUCGUCUCGGAGGCUCCUCGCUUCUGGGUUGCGUUGUUUACGGUCGCGUCGCGGGCGACUCGGCCAGCAACUACCUGUUCCAGCAGGCUCUCAAGGGUACUAGCACUGGUGCUUCACGUCUCGGCCAGAUCGCACUCCACAUCGAUCCUUCCCAGCCGGGCAAGAUCUCUGUUGAGUGGGGUUCCGGCUCUGGCGCCAGCAGCAGCUCUGACGCACCCAGGGACCAGGCAGUGUCAUCAGCAGGGCCUAGCUCCCCUCAGGAUGGCGGCAAGCCAGCGGCCAAGGCGAACAACCCCAAGAAAUUUUCCAUCCCCGAGAAGGAGUACACCAUGGAGGAGGUGGCCAAGCACAACAAGAAGGAGGACCUCUGGGUUAUCGUCAAGGGUGUUGUGCUUGACCUGACCAACUGGCUCGACGAGCACCCGGGUGGCCCUCAGGCGCUCCUGAACUUCAUGGGCCGUGAUGCCACCGAGGAGUUCGAGAUGCUCCACGAUGACGAGGUGAUCCCCAAGUAUGCCCCUGAGCAAGUCAUUGGGAGGGUUAAGGGCCAGAAGGUUACGCUGGAGAUUUAA